CCGUCAGCGCUUGUUUUGCAGCUGCCACCAGACGCGCGCCGCCUGAUUGGUCCAGCGCACCUGCCCACCGCAACUUCCGGCCGCCGUCCUCGAGAACUUUACCUCCACCCUUCACCGUCCACCGCCAUCGCCAUCGCCAUCGCACUCCCCGUCGCGUCUCAGCCCACCGCGGGCCCUCGACCGCCCUCUCCGGCGACGCAAUGCCUGGCGAGCUCAUCCGGACCGUGACGGCGAGCCUGUCGCGGCCCGGCAAACGCAAGAUGGAGCGCUCCCACGACCUCUUCCUCAUCACCGACCAGGACGUCGCCUACGAGCACGACAUUCAGCGCAACCCCGGCAGCGUCAAGCCGUGGCUGGACUACUACAGCUUCAAGAAGUCGCGCGGCAGCAUCCUGGAGCAGGCCUUCGUCCUCGAGCGCGCAUGCACCACGCUGCCGCGCUCCUACAAGCUCUGGAAGCUCUACCUCGAGAUCCGCACGAAGCACCUUGAGAAGAAGAACCCCGCCAAGUACGCGCCGCACUAUGUCAAGGUCAACGCCCUGUUCGAGCGCGCCCUCGUGCUGCUGAACAAGAUGCCGCGCAUAUGGGAAAUGUAUCUCCACUUCCUCAUGCAGCAGCCUCUCGUCACGACCACCCGCCGGACCUUCGACCGCGCCCUCCGCGCCCUCCCCCUUACUCAGCACAACAGGAUAUGGGCUCUCUACCGCCCAUUUGCCACGUCCGCGUCGGGUGAGACCGCCGUCAAGAUCUGGCGGAGAUACAUGCAGAUACACCCCGAGGAUGCCGAGGACUUUAUCGAGCUGCUCAAGGACAUGCGCAAGUACACCGAAGCCGUCAGGAAGUACAUGGAAAUACUCAACAACCCGCGUUUCAAGAGCAAGGAAGCGAAGGGGCCGUUCCAGUUCUGGACGGAGAUGGUGGACCUGCUCAUCGACCACGCCAAGGACAUCGAGACAGGUGACGACAGCGGGAUUGAUGUCGAGAAGAUCAUUCGGAGCGGUAUCACCAAAUUCCCCGACCAGCGGGGUAUCCUCUGGGUCGGCCUAGCACGCUACUGGAUGAACAAGAACGAAUACGAGAAGGCGCGCGACGUCUUCGAAGAGGCCGUCACCACCGUCAUGACCGUGCGGGACUUCUCGGUCGUGUUUGACACGUACGUCGAGGCAGAAGAGACCAUGAUCGGGAUUAAACUCCAAGAGGCCGCUGCUCGGUCCGAUAAGGGCAAGGUUGACGAGGCCGCUGACGCCGACCUCGAUAUUCGGAUGGUCCGUUUCGAAUCGCUCAUGCAGCGAAGGCCGUUUCUACUCAACGAUGUCAUGCUCAGGCAGAAUCCGAACAAUGUCAUCGAGUGGGAAAAACGCGUUGCCCUGUGGGGCGACAACAAGAAGGAGGUCGUGCAAACGUACACGGAUGCCAUUGCCGCUAUCAAUCCAAAGCAGGCAGUUGGCAAGUUCCACGAACUCUGGGCCAAUUACGCGAAAUUCUACGAGGCUGGCGGCGACCUGCGGAACGCUCGCGUAAUCAUGGAAAAGGCCGUAAAAGUUCCGUUCAAGUCGGUCGCCGAACUCGCCGAGAUGUGGUGCGAGUGGGCUGAAAUGGAGCUGCGCAACGAGAAUUUCGACAGAGCGGUCGAAAUCAUGGCGAAGGCCACACAAGCUCCAAAAAGAUCAACCAUCGACUACUUCGAUGAAUCAUUAACGCCGCAACAGCGCGUCCACAAGAGCUGGAAACUAUGGAGCUUCUACGUCGACCUUGUGGAGAGCGUCAGCACGCUCGAAGAGACAAGGAAGGUGUACGAGAGGAUAUUCGAGCUACGCAUUGCGACGCCGCAGACAGUCGUCAAUUACGCCAAUCUGCUGGAGGAGAAUCAGUACUUCGAAGAGUGCUUCAAAGUCUACGAGCGAGGAUUGGACCUCUUCAGCUACCCAGUCGCUUUCGAGCUGUGGAACCUUUACCUGACCAAAGCCGUCGAUCGAAAGAUCGCCAUGGAGCGGUUACGAGACCUCUUUGAGCAAGCCGUUGAAGGAUGCCCGCCCAAGUUUGCCAAAGUGUUGUACCUAAUGUACGGCGCUCUCGAAGAAGAACGAGGCCUAGCACGCGCUGCCAUGCGGAUAUAUGAGCGGGCUACGCGUGCUGUGGCCGACGAGGACCGCAUGGAGAUGUUCAACUUCUACAUCACGAAGUCAGCGUCCAACUUUGGUCUGACUUCGACGAGGCCUAUUUACGAACGCGCCAUUUCUGCUUUGCCGGACCACGAGGCCAAAGAAAUGUGUCUCAAGUUUGCCGAGAUGGAGAGGCGGUUAGGAGAAAUUGACCGAGCACGAGCAAUCUACGGCCACGCCAGCCAAUUCUGCGAUCCGAGGACCAACCCCGACUUCUGGAAGAAAUGGGAAUCCUUUGAAGUACAGCACGGAAACGAGGAUACCUACAAAGAGAUGCUUCGGAUCAAGCGGAGUGUUCAAGCUCAGUACAAUACCGAUGUCAAUUUCAUCGCAUCUCAAGCAAUUGCUCGAGGCCAGCAGAACGGCGAUGCGGAACAUGUCAACGGCGACGCUGCCGAUACCGAAGACGCCAUGGCAGCUCUCGAACGACAGGCAAAGGCUCCACAAGGCUUUGUCGCUGCCAGCACGGGUCCGGUAGGCGGCAACAUUAAACCCGUUGAGCAAGCUCCUGCGGCGAAUCCUGACGCCAUUGACCUCGACGACGAUCUAUGAUUCACGACUCUUUGGCAGCUUAGGAUGUAGACUUGCAUUUCCCGGCGUUCUUCGGCUCUAACAACUCUAUCCUUCGGUUUUUUUUGUUUGUGUAAAUGUUCACCUCAAGCUACUAGCUCUUUUGCUUUCUAUCUCGCGCACAUAUUUUGUCGAUGGAUACCUGGAUGCAUAUUCGGCGUUUGAACUUGGUGGAUACAAAACGUAUUGUGGGCAUGGCGGGAGGGGCUAUUCUGUGAGAGAUUUGAUUUCUUUUGUCUUGGAGACUUAGGCGGGUGGCGAGACAGUGCAGCGCGGUGGAGGGAGAGGAAGGGCGUUUACCAGACCAGUCAGCGCUCCAGCUGGAUACGACGCCCUCACAUGUUUGGACGCAAGAUUUUACUAUACUCCGAUGUCACAGAAAGUUUCAUCUCACCAAAAAAAAUCAAAGCAGUGUCU
Molecule: messenger RNA, 3149 nt
Organism: Trematosphaeria pertusa
Lineage: Eukaryota; Fungi; Ascomycota; Dothideomycetes; Pleosporales; Trematosphaeriaceae
Product: TPR-like protein
Exons: 2
Coding region: 201-2714 (837 amino acids)
Biological process (GO): mRNA splicing, via spliceosome; generation of catalytic spliceosome for first transesterification step
Cellular component (GO): U2-type catalytic step 2 spliceosome; post-mRNA release spliceosomal complex; Prp19 complex
Molecular function (GO): protein binding
Source: RefSeq, a predicted model, not a curated record